Molecule: messenger RNA, 2232 nt
Organism: Fusarium falciforme
Lineage: Eukaryota; Fungi; Ascomycota; Sordariomycetes; Hypocreales; Nectriaceae
Product: Fungal-trans domain-containing protein
Exons: 6
Coding region: 1-2232 (743 amino acids)
Biological process (GO): DNA-templated transcription
Molecular function (GO): DNA binding; zinc ion binding
Source: RefSeq, a predicted model, not a curated record
AUGUGGGCGCGGGCAUGCCCGGGGGCUCAGCACCCGGGGGCCCUGAAGACCCCAACAAAAGAGCUGUGCGUAUCUACCGUCGGGGACGCGGAGCAGGAUGUGGCUAACUUGGCUCGGAUAGUGCGACCAGUGCCGUAUGCGCAAGGUGAGGCUGAGAUUGGAUAUCUACGUGAUGUCGACCAACACGGCGCAUGGCUAACCGCACUUCUCAUCUUCGGCUAUCAAACCGAGCUUGUACAUCAACGGGCAUUGGUCAACGGCCAAAGGAGGCACGUCAACGUGUUCUCAUCUCAUCUCAGUAGUACGUUCUCGCCUACUCACGACUGCCUCAAGUCAACGAGGUGGCAUAGCCGUGUUGACCACCACAGCGAGCGAAAGAUUGAUCAGCUCGAGUCCCGACUCGCCAACAUCGAGCAACUACUCAAGACUCUCGUCGCCAGAGAUCUUGGCCCGGGUGAGCCGGCACGGCAGCAACUUUAUGUUCCCUCCCCGGACGUACCGGACAGCGGCACUGUCACCUCAAUGGGAGACUUUGACUCGGGCGAUGAGGAGACAGCUGACGGUGGCGACUCCGGUCUCAUCUCCCAAACCGCGAUUGCAAGCGAGUUCCUCGCCCACGCCGUACACCGCACAUCUCUCCACGACGCCCACCCCAACGUAGAUGCAGCAGUUACCAAUCUACGCCAACUCGUACAGCUCCAGGGGAGCCGUUCCACCAACAAUGGACCUAGGUUCCCGCGACAACUACCUCUCCCUCCGGGCGGAACAGCCAGCUUCUUCGCAUUCGGGAUGACUCUCGUCGGCAUUGAGGACUUUUCCAGCCUGUGCCGGAUGAUAUACUUCCCCACGGAGGACUUUCCUCAGGCUAUAUUUGCUAUCGUCAACGCAGGCCUGUAUGACCUGUUCAUGGAGGAGUGCUGUCUAUCUGACGAUGUCGAAAAGCGAGACAAGUAUGAGGCGUACGCCAAGAUGGCCCGAGCCAAUCUGGAGACCUACCUAGCCAACCUACCCAUGUUUCUAUCCUCCAGGAUCGAGAACGUCCAGGCUCUAUUACUAGGAACCCAAUAUGCUAUCGACGUCACGCGCCCCUCUGUCGCCUGGCAUCUUAAUUCGAUUGCUGCCCAGCUCUGCCAAACUGGGGGCUUUCACCGCGCCGAUGUUGCCAGUACCGAGUCAGCUCGAACAAAGCAAAUCAAAGGCAUCCUCUUUUGGCAAGUGUACUCUUGGGACCGGGGGCUAAGCCUGCGUAUGGGCCGCGCUUCCGUCAUAAACGAUGGCGACAUUACCAUCCCCCGCCAGUUCGAUUUCUCAGGAUUCCCUCUUCUUGAAAAGCCAGCCACACUCAAGUUUUGGCUGGAGAGGGCUACUCUGCAGGGUCAGAUAUACAUACAACUGUAUAGCCCAGCUGCUCUGACCGUUCACCCCUCUGAACUGGGUCGUCGCGCAGAGGAAUUGGCUGUUGAGUGCAGAAGACUUGUCGUAGAGGAGAAGAAGGCCCAACAGGAGGCCUUUGCCUACCUGAAGCAGAUCAACUCGUCAGAGCUUGUUAAAGUCUUUGUCCAAGGUGAUGAAGUCCAGUUUCUCGCAACGCUGACACUUGUCUAUCGAGCUAUUCCAGCCCCUCCCGGCUCCCCUAGCCGAUUUUCCAACGAGUGUUUAGAAACUGCACGCCAAACAAUGAGAAGGCACAAGGAAACCGUGGCCUUGUUAAAGUAUGGGGCUUACAUGAAGUCGAUAUAUGUUCACCGAAAUCUGAUGCUGGCUCCCUUUGCGCCCUUCUUUGUCCUGUUCUGUCACAUCGUCGAGACCCUUUCUGGAGAUGACCUCGGGAUGCUUCAAGAGUUCGUGGCAUCACUGGAUCUCCUACGUGACGCAUCAGAGACAGCGGAGAAGCUGUGUCGCAUCUUCCAGGUCUUCAGGGACGUGGCCAUGGUAUACGUGGAGGCCAAGUCACAGCGUCGUGACGACCAGAACGACGUUCCGAUGGGAAACCAGCUGGAUGCCUAUCUCAGUCAACUAGGGUUCAUGCCGAUGGAUGGCCAGUCCAUGCCCCAAGCCGUGCCCCCCACCACAGGCGAUGUCCUUAUGCCACAUGGCAUUGGAAGUGGUCCGACCACGCAAAUGGAGGAUUGGUUUCUGGGUAGUCGAAGCAUGUUUGGCUUGCUGGAGGAAGAUCUUGGGCAGAUUGACCCGAUGGGAUGGAUGCCGCCACCGUCUUCCGGGACGAUGUAG